GAGCAAGUAGCUGUAGAUGGAAAAGAAACAACCUAGUGCAACGGUGCCUCCUCGCCGGCCGCCGCUGGUGGUAGGUGACGUGGAUGCCGGCCAUCAUCUUCUUCGGCCGACGAGCCAAUGGCCUAACUUCGAACCUUAGCGGCGGGCGGAGAGCCGGCGGCGACCAAGCGGCGACCCGGCGAGGCGGAGAUACGACGGCGGGGCUUGGCUGCGCGACGGCUCGACGAAGCGGAGGUCCCGGCGGGGCUCGGCCGCGAGGCGCUACGCGACCGGGUGUAGCAGUGCAGGCGAAGCGGCGGCUUGAUGGGGCAGAGGUCCGGCGGCAACCACACGAGUGCACGCCGCCUCCAAGGCUCCGAGCAACCGCCGGCGGCCUCAUCCCCACCGUGAUAGUCCGCGCCCUGCGAAGCGAUCAGUGUCAGUGCCUACUCAAUCAGAGCCGGAAUCGGCGUGGCGCAGGGGAGCCGAGAUGUAGCAGGCGGAUUUUUGGAUUAAUUGGAAAGUCAGAACUUUUUCUCGAGGUAAGCGGUUCGGAUUUUACUCACCAGUCAAUUCGGUGGAGUUGGUUGGGAAUUCCGAGUCGCGUUCCAAAUAAAUCUCGCAGACCUAGUCGGAUUCGCCAACCUGAUCUUUAAAACAAGAGGCUGCCUUCCGCCUGUUCCCCUCAAGCUCAGACAGUGCAGGUUUUUGCAAGCAUUUGCCCUCAGCUGAAGCAACUCGUUCAAAGGGGACGGUGAUCCAAUUCUGGGUUUGCUGCAAUAGAGAUAGAGAUGUACAGCGUUUCAGGAAUGAUGAGCGUACAACGCUUGUGCCGUCUGAUCUUACGAGCUUUCCCCAAGAUCUUUGCUCUUUCCCCCAGUUUACUGAAGAAAUUCCAGAGACCACUCAUGGAGGCAGCUGUAGUGGGCACUGAAUUGCCGGAGCUUCCGCCGGAGAUCCUGAUGGAUAUCUUUGCUCUUCUGGAGGUACCGGACUUCGUGCGGGCUGGGUCAGUCUGCUCUUCGUGGCGAGCUGCUACACCAGCCUGUGCAUCAGACAGAGGACAGUACAGGCAGCAGCAGACACCAUGCCUACUGUACACCUCUGAAUCUGCUGGCUCGAAGGCCGUGGGUCUCUACAGCCUUGCGGAGAAGAAGGCCUACACAUUGACUCUCCCAGAUCCGCCUAUCUGUACUAGGGAUAUCCUUGGCUCCUCCUAUGGCUGGAUCAGCACUGCAGACGAGAGAUGCGAGCUGCACCUUGUCAAUCCCAUCAAUGGAGAGCAGAUUGCGCUGCCGUCAGUCAGCACCAUCGAGCAGGUGAAGCCCAUCUUUGAUGACACAGGUGACAUUUGUAAAUAUGAGUACUCGUGGUAUGCUGGGGAGGGGUGGGUUGCUUCAGACAGGGGGGAUUUAACAUUUUACCAUUAUAACGAUCGUCACCUCCUGAGAUAGUAUUUUUGUUUUUGGCACUACAGAUUUAGCAUCGAAGAGAGAAAAUCU
This is a messenger RNA of Panicum virgatum (switchgrass), 1481 nucleotides long. Its product is annotated as putative F-box protein At2g33190. The record is from RefSeq and is a predicted model, not a curated record. NCBI's taxonomy places the organism in Eukaryota, Viridiplantae, Streptophyta, Magnoliopsida, Poales, Poaceae. Gene Ontology annotation, molecular function: protein binding. The transcript has a single exon. The coding region runs from base 771 to 1433 and encodes 220 amino acids.